CAAACCCUCACUAUAACCCUGUCCCAUUCUCCUCUCUCACAGAAAACAAAGAGUGAGCACUACCACCACCACGCCCUCUGCAUAAAUUCUCUUUAUUCCUUCGUUGCUGCCGCCGCCGCCACUAGCUAGGUUUCCCCUCUCACCUUUCUCAGCUUCUCCUCACCACCCCAACAUAGUUUCUUAUUUUUAAGUGAAAAAAACCAUCAUCACGUCACCCUUGUAAAGAAGAGAAAACCCUAUUCACUCUGAAAGUGGCGAAGAUGAGUUUGGGAACCGCGGAGGAGGAAUCGGGUUCCGAAAUCCACAUCCCGGCGGAAAUCGACUGGCACAUGCUGGACAAGUCAAAAUUCUUCUUCCUGGGUGCGGCCUUAUUCUCCGGCGUCUCAUGCGCACUCUAUCCCAUGGUGGUGUUGAAGACGCGGCAACAAGUUUCCUCCUCACGUUUCUCCUGCCUCAACAUCUCCUGCGCCAUUCUCCGCCACGAGGGAUUCCGCGGCUUCUACAAGGGCUUCCCCACCUCCCUCAUGGGCACCAUCCCCGCGCGUGCCCUCUACAUGGCCUCCCUCGAGUUCACCAAGACCAACGUUGGCACCGCUUUCGUCCAAUUCGGCUUCUCCGAAACCUCCGCCGUUGCUGCUGCCAACGCCGCCGCGGGGGUCACCUCCGCCAUGGCGGCGCAGCUCGUGUGGACCCCCAUCGACGUCGUGAGUCAGCGGCUCAUGGUUCAGGGGAGUGGUGGGAGCAAAACCGUGCUCGCCAAUCUCAAUUCUGAAAAUUACAGAAACGGGUUUGAUGCUUUUAGGAAAAUUCUGUGUGCCGAUGGAGCGAGAGGGUUUUAUAGAGGGUUUGGGAUUUCUAUAUUGACUUAUGCGCCUUCAAAUGCUGUUUGGUGGACUUCUUAUUCUAUGGUUCAUAGACUCAUUUGGGGUGCUUUUGGUUCUUACUUGGGGAAUAAUAAUUUGGGGGGAGGGUUUAGGCCUGAUUCGAAGGCAAUGGUGGCGGUUCAAGGGUUGAGUGCGGUUAUGGCAAGUGGGGUAUCUGCAAUUGUGACAAUGCCGCUUGAUACCAUUAAAACGAGGUUGCAGGUGUUGGAUCUUGAAGAGAAUGGGAGAAGAAGGCCUUUGACUUUUGUUCAGACGGUGAGGAAUUUGGUGAAGGAAGGUGGUUUGGUUGCUUGUUACAGAGGAUUGGGUCCCAGAUGGGCUUCCAUGUCCAUGUCUGCCACAACUAUGAUUACUACAUAUGAAUUUUUGAAACGAAUGUCUACCAAGAGUCAAGAGGAUUUCACUUCAUCAUAGGCCAGGCAGUGAAACAUUGUUAGGAAUUAGGAGCAACAAUCAACUUGUUUCUUUGCUUGGAUUUUUCUCUGUCAGUUGUACUAGUCUAGUCUACCUCAUCGGACACUAAAUACAAUAUGAUGAUGAGAGAUUGUAUAUACAACUCUUGUUUGUUUGUUUUUUCUAUAUUUGUCUAGAUCUUUUACCAAAUACAA
Molecule: messenger RNA, 1492 nt
Organism: Glycine soja
Lineage: Eukaryota; Viridiplantae; Streptophyta; Magnoliopsida; Fabales; Fabaceae
Product: solute carrier family 25 member 44-like
Exons: 2
Coding region: 261-1298 (345 amino acids)
Biological process (GO): transmembrane transport
Source: RefSeq, a predicted model, not a curated record